CAUAACCCACUACGACAGAGACGCGCGACGGAAAUACGUCAAUGAAAAAAGCAUUGCUGUAAAUUGAGUUUUUUUUUUAUUUGCAGUGCUGACGAACCACUGCCAGCUGUAAAGCUGUCAGCGUUCUGGUUCAUAUUUUAACCCAGUCUUUCUUCUGUCAGCUCUAUCCACACAAGGCAGCAUGGGCCGGGGCUACAUAGUGGAAGAUGCUGUGGAGGGAUAUCUGUCCAAACUCUGUGAAAUACGAGCAGGUCCAGUCACUGGUCUGCUUAUUGGACAGAGCUCAGCCCAGAGGGAUUUUGUCGUCAUGGCAGCUCGAACACCUCAAAGGGAGGAGUCCUCUUCAACAGCUGGAAACUCUCUGGACAAGGAGUGGGUGACUGAGCAUGCUCGACAGGUGUCUCGAAUGCUGCCCGGAGGCCUAUCUGUAUUGGGAGUCUUCAUCAUCACUGAUACUGAUGCCAAGGACACAAUAACCACACUCCGACAGCUGGUGUUUGCGGUGGACAACCUGAUCUCCUCAGAGUACCCCUGGAGCCCUGAAGAUGAUGAUGUCACAGAGCGCGUCACACUGCACGUCAACCCCAAAAUCAGAAAAACUAUCUGCAGAACCUUUGAUGUCAAAGAUCCCAAGAGCAUCCCCAAGCCCGCAGACUGGAAGUACCAGUCAGGUGUGUGUUCUUCCUGGACCAUGGUGUCAUGUUGUUUAAAUGUGGACAUGUUGGUACCCCUACCAGUCAACACAACCGGUACAGAAAACAUGGAUAAAUGUCUUAAGGAGGAACUCAAAGUGUGGGCACAACAGAUUCAGAGUGGAGUUUGUCUGAUCGAUGGAAAAAAGCUACCAGAGGACGCAGAGCUGACAGCCGGACAGAGGAGGAAUGUGAGACAGGUAUACACAGCUCAGCUGCUCCUAACACCAGAUGACCAGAGGUUAACAGAUGUGGUCCACCGCUGUGGAGGCAGUGUGUCAGUCAGAGGAGCGAUCCACAGCAGAGCUUACCUACACAGCAACAAGCCAAAGGCCAGGCUAGCCGAAAAGCUGCUGAAAAGGGAUGUGGUUUCUACGGUGGCCACGAGGGUUCAGAUGCUGCUAGAGGAGCUGCUGGUAUCAGAGGAGGAGAACAAGGGCAGCAGCAAAGGCAGACAAGAAGAGCAAUUCUGUCUCCCUCGCCGAAUCUUCUGUCCUAUAAAAGUGAGUGGGCCCGUGUGUGUGUGCGACUACCAGUUCGGUGACGAGGGACAAUCUGAGGUGACUGACAGGCUGAAGGAAAUGCUGGACAUUGACGCAGCUGAGGAAGACUUGGACACCAGGCAGGAAGUGUCUGCUGAAAUCGUAGAGACAGACAUUGCAGCAGAGCCACCUGCUGAACUUGUUGAAGCCCUUGAACCCAAGAGGAACAACUAUGUUGGUGUUGCCAUGGCUACUGCUGUCGCCCUACUUGCCACUGCUGCCUCGAUGCUCUAUCUCAAUGACAUGUAAUACACUCAUAUGCAAAUAAAACAUAUGUUAAAUAAAGAU
Messenger RNA from Scatophagus argus, 1522 nucleotides. RefSeq names its product odr-4 GPCR localization factor homolog (gene odr4). The transcript has 14 exons. The record is from RefSeq and is a predicted model, not a curated record. NCBI's taxonomy places the organism in Eukaryota, Metazoa, Chordata, Actinopteri, Scatophagidae. Gene Ontology annotation, cellular component: endomembrane system. Gene Ontology annotation, biological process: intracellular protein localization. The coding region runs from base 182 to 1483 and encodes 433 amino acids.